AUGAACGUCCGUAGUCAACUAUUACGGAAAACACACAGGUCAUUUCGUUUUGGGAGUGGCCAUGUGGUGACACUGACUGAAGAUCAAAUCAACAAAAUACCGUAUCUAGCUGCAUUUGUGUCUUCUGCCGAUUUCUUUGAAUGUGCACGCGAUGGUCAAGGUUAUUUCAUUAUUCAUCCCAAAAUCGAUCUCGAGCCGUUUCGCUUCAUCUUAGACUGGUUUCCAUACCGCCACAUUCGAGAUCUUUUCAUUCAUCUACCUGAAGACCACGAUCCAAUAUUAACCAUUCUUCAUAUGGAUUACUUUGGCCUUCUCAUCCACCGAGAUCCAUCUUUGGAUGAAGUUGAUGUGUCUUUUUUCGACACCAUCACCUACAAUCCCUUGAACAAUUCGUACGUCGAAGUUCAUCGGCCAUCGCAAAUGUGCGACAUGGUUGUUCGAUUUGCCAUCGCACUCGUUAGAGAAGCGUAUGACUCGACUGAUGACAAAGUGCAUGAGCGAAUCUAUUGGUACGUUAUGUUCAUCACAAGUGCUUUUAGGUUGUUCCAUCGAAAUGUGCGUCGUCAUGUGUUUAAGGUGGCUAAACGUUAUUUUCGUUUGUUCAAGCCGUGCUUGAUUAGGCGUCUGAAUCGACUUCAAAGUAGUCAAGAUAAAUAUGUGCGAAUGAAUCGAAGAGACCUCAAUAAUACAUUUAGCGAAUGGAAGCAAGCAGAAGAGAAGAACUUCAAAUCACUGAUUGACAGUCAUAUUGCCCCAAAAUCAUCUUAUUUUUAUUCUCCUAUAUGGUUAGAUUUUCAUUUUGGUCUCUACAAUUUUUGGGACAAUGACCGGGAAGAUCUUUUCCCACCGCAAUGGAGAACUACUACACAGACACUUCUGGAACCAUUAUACAAAGCUUUGGUCGAAACUAUCUAUGAUCAGAUGCAAAAUCAAAUACGCCAAUGUGUAUGGCGUGAUGUAUGUAAGGCUCCUUUAUCCUCGCAGCUGUUUGCUGAAUCUCAGAAUGAUGAGCCUCUACACUUUUUGGAAUUACUGGGAUGGGCUUCCUAUAGCAACCUUUCUACUAUACGAGAGAGCAUGAAAAACCGACGGAUUGCUCGCCAUAUUAUCGAACAAACAAUGCUUUGGAAUAUGUUUGCAAAUGAAGUUUCAAAAGAAGAGACACAAUACCUUAUCAUGGACGGAUUAUCUCAUUUGAAGUUAAAACUUGAACAGGAACAUCGCCAAUUAAUCCAUGAGAUACAAAUAUUUCAAGCAGAGAGAGAGACCGAACAUACCGAUAGUAACUGGUGGUUUCUCUCUUUGCGGCCACUGCCUUCUUCUGGAUUCGAGAGAAAGCAACUAGAAGCAUUGACGUACGAGCAGUUAUUAGGCGAAGUCAACCAACCAUCAAUGAUUAUUGCAAAAAUAUGUGAACAUUUGCUUAAAAAAUUGAAUGAAGCUGCUGUGAAUCAAGUCACGGGAUGGGUUAAAACUACAUAUGAAGUAUAUAAAAUUGGUCCGAGUAUUGCAAGAUUCGAUGUUUUACAUCCUGACUCUACGCUCUACACGAAGCAAGGGUCAGGUAAUCGAUAUCACACGUUCAAGCCAACACCCACAAAACAGUUGCAUUUUUUCAGAAAUCGCUUUCGUUAA
Molecule: messenger RNA, 1635 nt
Organism: Adineta ricciae
Lineage: Eukaryota; Metazoa; Rotifera; Eurotatoria; Adinetida; Adinetidae
Source: the annotation of a GenBank genome assembly